GUUGGCUGUGACAUCAAUAUCACUUAUCAGCGGGAUGACUAUGACUUUUGUAUUACUCGUAGCAUGGAUUAUACGUAAUUUGGAACAACUCUGUUAAAACUAGAUAAAGCAUAGUUUUAUCUUGUUUUUACAGCAAUAGAAAAUUAUUAUCUUUAUUACUAUUUUACCGCGGUGUCUGACGAAGUAGUAGUAAAGUUUCUAAGCUGUGUUUUUAAUUCUUACCUGUGCUUCUACUUUAGCUUUUUCUAAGUAAUAAGAUAAAUAAUAAUUUAAGUAAAGUAAAGCAAACCAUUAAACACAAAUACAAUAUAAUGAAAUUAAAGUUGUACUAUGAUCUUAUGUCACAACCAUCAAGGGCUUUGUAUAUUUUAUUAAAAACAUCGGAGUGUAAUUUUGAACCAAAAUGUUUAGAUCUGCGACAAGGCGAGCACUUCACAGAUGAAUAUCAAGCUAUAAAUCGAUUCCAAAAAGUUCCUGUUAUUGAUCAUAAUGGCUUUGUACUAACAGAAAGUGUGGCAAUAAUACGGUACCUAGCAAAUGAAAAUGUUAUACCAAGAAUAUUAUAUCCUCAAGAUAACAAAGAGCAAGCAAGAGUUGAUGAAUACUUAGAAUGGCAUCAAAUUGGAUUAAGAUUACAUUGUGCCAUGUUUUUCAGGGUUAAGUACUUAAACCCAAUAUUCUCAGGCAAACAGCCAGAGUCCAAACAAGUUAAGAGCUAUGAAGAGAGAAUGCUGAAUGCUCUUGAAGAGUUUGAUACUCUAUGGCUAGGACGGAAUCAGUUUGUAACAGGAGACAAUAUAACUGUUGCAGAUCUUUUUGCAGCAGUUGAAUUAGAGCAACCAAGAAUGGCGGGUUUUGAACCAGCUGCUCACUACCCCAACAUAGCAAAAUGGUGGCCAAAAGUUAAACAGUAUUAUAAUCCAUAUUAUGAUGAAGCACAUGUUAUUUUAAAUAAAAUUGUGCAGAAAAAUAUGUCUAAAUUGUAAUAAGUAUAAACUAAUUUUUAAAUUCCAUUAGGUAUGUAAGAAA
This is a messenger RNA of Pieris rapae (cabbage white), 1029 nucleotides long. It is a transcript of the gene GSTt1, whose product is annotated as glutathione S-transferase theta-1. Gene Ontology annotation, cellular component: cytoplasm. Bases 312 to 986 code for a protein of 224 amino acids. Gene Ontology annotation, biological process: glutathione metabolic process. The record is from RefSeq and is a predicted model, not a curated record. The transcript has 5 exons. NCBI's taxonomy places the organism in Eukaryota, Metazoa, Arthropoda, Insecta, Lepidoptera, Pieridae. Gene Ontology annotation, molecular function: glutathione transferase activity.